GGAGUGUGUUCUCCGUUUCAGGGAAGUCCUGGAAGGCACUGAGCCUCUCGCAGAAACGUCCCUACGUGGAGGAGGCCGAGCGGCUGCGGGUGAAGCACAUGCAAGAUUAUCCCAACUACAAAUACCGGCCCCGGCGGAAGAAGCAGGUCAAGCGGAUCGGGAAGCGGGUGGACCCCGGGUUUUUGCUGGGCAGCCUGACAAGGGACCAGAACGUGGUGCCGGAGAAGAGGACCGCCAGCCGGUCUGGGGGGGAGAAAGAGGGGCCGGGUGAGUACCCCCCUCGCCUGGGGCUGCCAGCAGUCCGGGGGUACCGGGAGGCUCCAGGCAGCAGCAACAGCACCAGCGUGGACACCUACCCCUACGGGCUGCCCACGCCCCCGGAGAUGUCUCCACUGGACGCCAUAGACCCUGAGCAGAGCUUCUUCUCCUCACCCUGCCCCGACGAGCAUCACCGCUCCCACCUCGCCGGUGCCACCUAUUCCCCGGAGUAUGCAGGCAACUCCCUGCCAUGCAACCACCACCCUCUCAGCCCCAUGCCGCAGCCGGCCACCUGCAUGAUCCCCCCGGCCUCCAGCUGCCCUCCCCUUCCUCCUCCUCCUCCUCCCAGCUACUACACCCCUGCCUUCCCCUCCCUGCCCCAUCCCAGCCUCCAUGCCCACCUGGGCCAGCUCUCCCCACCGCCUGACCACCACAGCUUUGACACCUUGGACCAGCUGAGCCAAGCUGAGCUCCUGGGGGAGAUGGACCGCAAUGAGUUUGACCAGUAUCUCAACAACCCUGGCCAUGGUGACCACCAUGGUGGGGUCUUGGUCAAUGGACAUGUCCCGGCAUCUGGCAGCUCCCACGCCUCUGAGAACAGCCUCAUCUCUGUCCUGGCUGAUGCCACAGCCACCUACUACAAUAACUACAGUGUCUCCUAG
This is a messenger RNA of Acanthisitta chloris (rifleman), 920 nucleotides long. RefSeq names its product SRY (sex determining region Y)-box 7 (gene SOX7). Gene Ontology annotation, molecular function: RNA polymerase II cis-regulatory region sequence-specific DNA binding; DNA-binding transcription factor activity, RNA polymerase II-specific. The annotation marks the transcript as partial. Gene Ontology annotation, biological process: cell differentiation; regulation of DNA-templated transcription; anatomical structure morphogenesis. The transcript has a single exon. NCBI's taxonomy places the organism in Eukaryota, Metazoa, Chordata, Aves, Passeriformes, Acanthisittidae. The record is from RefSeq and is a predicted model, not a curated record.